This is a messenger RNA of Apis florea (little honeybee), 1607 nucleotides long. RefSeq names its product actin, muscle. The record is from RefSeq and is a predicted model, not a curated record. NCBI's taxonomy places the organism in Eukaryota, Metazoa, Arthropoda, Insecta, Hymenoptera, Apidae.
GUUCGAUUAGCACCCGGUGAGAGACGGCCCUGGCGUGUGACGAGUCCUUAUUUGGAUUGGGGGGCCGUCGGCCGCCGCCUCGUCGCGACGCACAGCGUCUCUCCCUCUCGGCGUCACGGUUAGGGCGGCUAAGGACUAGGUGGUGGCGGCGGGCCGAGACGAGUGUUAAUGCACGAUAGAUUUCCAUCUAAGGGGCGGAUCGCUAUUUUCGGCUGCGAACCGAUAUGGAUAAAGGGACCCCACAGAGCCGACACUGUGCCACUCGCCGCUCUCGGUCUCUUGCACGACGUACGCCCUAAGCGACUGUUGCCGAUCUUUCGAGUAAUUAGCGAACGAAACUAACAUUAAUAACCAACCAAGAUGUGUGAUGACGAUGUUGCGGCACUAGUCGUGGACAAUGGGUCCGGUAUGUGCAAGGCGGGAUUCGCUGGAGAUGACGCACCGCGUGCUGUCUUCCCCAGCAUUGUUGGCCGCCCACGUCAUCAGGGCGUGAUGGUCGGUAUGGGUCAAAAAGACAGCUACGUAGGAGACGAGGCUCAAAGUAAAAGAGGUAUACUCACCUUAAAAUAUCCUAUAGAGCAUGGUAUCAUUACUAAUUGGGACGAUAUGGAGAAAAUAUGGCAUCAUACCUUUUACAACGAAUUACGAGUUGCUCCUGAGGAACAUCCAGUUCUGCUUACCGAAGCCCCCUUGAAUCCAAAGGCUAACCGCGAAAAGAUGACCCAGAUCAUGUUCGAAACCUUCAACAGCCCUGCCAUGUACGUCGCCAUCCAGGCCGUGCUCUCCCUGUACGCCUCCGGUCGUACCACCGGUAUCGUCCUCGACUCCGGAGACGGCGUCUCCCACACCGUGCCCAUCUACGAAGGUUACGCCCUUCCUCACGCCAUCCUCCGUCUCGACCUGGCCGGUCGCGAUUUGACCGACUACCUCAUGAAGAUCCUUACCGAGAGGGGCUACAGCUUCACCACCACUGCCGAGCGAGAAAUCGUCCGCGACAUCAAAGAGAAACUCUGCUACGUCGCCCUGGACUUCGAACAGGAAAUGGCCACCGCGGCCGCCAGCACCUCCCUCGAGAAGAGCUACGAGCUGCCCGACGGACAGGUGAUCACCAUCGGUAACGAGAGGUUCCGCUGCCCGGAGGCCUUGUUCCAACCGUCCUUCCUGGGUAUGGAGUCCUGCGGUAUCCACGAGACCGUGUACAACUCCAUCAUGAAGUGCGACGUCGACAUCCGUAAGGAUUUGUACGCCAACACUGUACUGUCCGGCGGCACCACCAUGUAUCCUGGUAUCGCCGACCGUAUGCAAAAGGAGAUCACCGCUCUGGCCCCGUCGACCAUCAAGAUCAAGAUCAUCGCUCCCCCUGAGAGGAAGUACUCCGUGUGGAUCGGUGGAUCCAUCCUUGCUUCCCUGUCCACCUUCCAACAGAUGUGGAUCUCAAAACAGGAGUACGACGAGUCCGGCCCCGGCAUUGUACACCGCAAGUGCUUCUAAGGUGUUGCAUUCGAUACAAGGGUUCAUGAUUUUCACCUGCUUUCUUUUCUUUUUUUCUAUUCAUGGUCACGUUCCCAUGGGUCGUGACCCCCUUAAAUAUGAAUAAAUAUGAAUUG